UUGUUUCAGACACAAAAACAAAGAAACCAAAUCUAAAGUAUCGUUUGUAUUUGCAGGAAUGGCAGACCGAGUCCACCCGCGAGGCGACUCAACCGAACUGAGCUCCCCCGUCAAAUCAGCAGCUCCUUUGCUCGAAAAACCUAUCCCAGCGGCAGGUACUUAUGUUAUCCAAAUACCCAAAGACCAAGUCUACCGUGUUCCACCACCGGGAAAUGCUAAGCGCUACGAACAACUCUCCCGCCGUAAGCCCCGCCGUAGCGCCUGCCGCUCCUGCCUCUGCUACUCAAUUGCCUCCCUCGUUAUUCUGCUUCUCCUCGCAGGAAUCUCUGCCGGUGUUCUUUACCUUGUUUUCAGACCAGAAGCGCCUAACUACUCCCUUCAAAGUGUUUCCAUUAAAGGGUUUAAUCUUACGUCAUCACACCCGCUCUCGCCGGAAUUUGACGUCACUGUUAGAGCUGAAAACCCUAACGAUAAAUUAGGAUUUUAUUACGGGACGGGAAGUGAUGUCAAUGUUUAUUACAAGGAUGUUAGGUUGUGCAACGGCAAGUUACCUGUGUUUUAUCAGGGGACUAAUAAUGUUACGGUGUUCAAAACGGCGUUAAAAGGUGACGGUAUUGAGCUAACGAGUUCAGUCCAUAAGGCGCUAGUUGAGGGUCAAAAGAAGAAAACGGUGCUGUUUCAGUUGAAUUUGAGAGCUCCGGUGAAGAUCAGAGUUGGGUCUGUUAAGACAUGGACGAUUACCGUUAAAUUUGACUGUGAUGUAACGGUGGAUAAGUUAACAAGUAGUGCUCAAAUUGUGUCCAAGGAUUGUAAUUAUGGUGUGCAAUUAUGGUAGCGAUUCUGGUUGGGGAGUUAGGGAAUUUUGCUACUUUCUUUUUCCUUAAUUCUAUAAUUAUUUAAUUAACUAUAAUCAUUUGAGAAAAAAAAUUCUAUAAUUAUUUCAUUUA
Molecule: messenger RNA, 947 nt
Organism: Mercurialis annua (annual mercury)
Lineage: Eukaryota; Viridiplantae; Streptophyta; Magnoliopsida; Malpighiales; Euphorbiaceae
Product: NDR1/HIN1-like protein 13
Exons: 1
Coding region: 59-835 (258 amino acids)
Cellular component (GO): plasma membrane
Source: RefSeq, a predicted model, not a curated record